GCAGAAUAGUAGUGCAGCUUCCUACAUAGGGUCUUCAUCAAAAAAGAACCAUGGCGGCCACUGAAAUAGCUAGGCAAGCGGGAGAAGGUGCUCGUGCCGUCCCUCUAGCCGGCCAUGUCGGCUUUGAUAGCAUGCCCGACCAGCUGGUCAACAAGUCUGUCAACCACGGCUUCUGCUUCAACAUCCUCUGUGUUGGGGAAACGGGCCUUGGUAAGUCCACUCUUAUGGACACCCUGUUCAACACCAAGUUCGAGGGCGAGCCCACCCAGCACAACCAGCCGGGCGUGCAGCUCAAGUCCAACACCUACGAGCUCCAGGAGAGCAACGUGCGCCUCAAGCUGACCGUGGUCAACACUGUGGGCUUCGGAGACCAGAUUAACAAAGAGGACAGCUACAAGUCUAUUGUGGAGUUUAUCGACACCCAGUUCGAGGCCUAUCUGCAGGAGGAGCUGAAAAUCAAGCGCACGUUACACAGCUACCACGACACUCGCAUCCACGCCUGCCUGUACUUCAUCGCGCCCACCGGACACUCCCUCAAGUCCCUGGACCUGGUCACUAUGAAGAAACUGGACAGCAAGGUCAACAUCAUCCCCAUCAUCGCCAAAUCAGACGCCAUCUCCAAGAGCGAGCUGACCAAGUUCAAGAUCAAGAUCACCAGUGAGCUGGUCAGCAACGGCGUUCAGAUCUACCAGUUCCCCACCGACGACGAGACGGUGGCAGAGAUCAACUCCACCAUGAACGGCCAUUUGCCGUUCGCCGUUGUGGGAAGCACGGAGGAAGUAAAGAUCGGCAACAAGAUGGUGAAAGCGCGGCAGUACCCCUGGGGAACGGUGCAGGUGGAGAAUGAGAACCACUGUGACUUUGUGAAGCUGCGGGAGAUGCUGAUCCGGGUGAACAUGGAGGACCUGCGGGAGCAGACCCACACGCGUCACUACGAGCUCUACCGCCGCUGCAAGCUGGAGGAGAUGGGCUUCAAGGACACGGACCCCGACUGCAAACCCUUCAGUCUGCAGGAGACGUACGAGGCCAAGAGGAACGAGUUCAUGGGCGACCUGCAGAAGAAGGAGGAGGAGAUGAGGCAGAUGUUUGUCCAGAGAGUUAAGGAAAAGGAAGCCGAACUGAAGGAGGCCGAGAAAGAGCUGCACGAGAAGUUUGACCGGCUCAAGAAGCUGCACCAGGAUGAGAAGAAGAAGCUGGAGGACAAGAAGAAAUCGCUGGAUGACGAGCUCAACGGCUUCAAGCAGAAAAAGACGGCCGCCGAGCUCCUGCAGUCCCAGGCCCAGCAGGCAGGGGGCUCCACCACACUCAAGAGGGACAAGGAGAGGAAAAAUAAUCCCUGGCUCUGCACUGAGUAGGUGCUUCCACCCUCAAGCUUUGCUAAGGGACCAGGCUUUGUGGGUAGCAGGUACCCCAAGGCUGAGGAGAGGCAUUGUGACCCCACCCUUCUGGGUUAAAAAACAAACAUUCAUUUGCUUUAUGUAUUAACAAAAGAAUACCCCUAUCUGUAUUUCAUUGCUUCUCAAUGUGCUCGCUGUGUGGCUAAAUCUGUCUUUUACCUAUGGCUAUGCUUUUUUUGUCAUGUCGUGUUUUUGCGGUGCUGACUUUGACUAAUAUCACCAUUUGCGUUUUGCUUCUAUAGGGAUAGAUAUUUAGGGUCCAUGUUUUUGUUGUGUACUUCACUUGGUAGUUUUUCCAUCAUUAUUAGGUUUAAGAUCGUCUGUUUGAUUUAUUAACUGACACUGAAUACCUUUUUUGUAUUUACAGAGAACAUAAUAUCUGCUGCGAGCAGUUCUCAAUGAGACUUAAUAAACAAUUUAUUCAAUGUUUUAAAUCAGUAUUAUGCUCAAAUUGAAUUGGUCAACUCAAGUACUGUAGUAUGUUAUUAUAUUAGUAGCUAUUUUUAGCUUACAACACGGACAUUGCAUUUGUAACAGAGUUAGUGUCAGUAACCCUUGUUUCUUAUUUAUCUUGAACCUUGCCUUCUGGUAGGCACUGUUGCUUUCCCUGACUGCUUGGGCAUCUCUUGUAACCUUGCAUUUGUCUCCUUUCUCUCUAGCUUCUUUUAAUCUGUCUUGGCCACAUGUCUGAAGAGGGGAUUGCAGCUUCAACAAGAACUAAGCACCCAUUUCCUCUUCCUGUCUUUUCUCACUGCAUCAACCUUUUUUAACUUCCAUCUCAUCUGCUUUGUUGAACAUGGCCAUAUGUGGGCUUCACAUGGUAUUUUUUGGAUAGUUUACGUUUUGUCACCUAAUCAAGGUACACUUUGGCAAGUGGGAGUCCUUCACUCUUUAAUAUUUUGCAGAUCUGUCUUGGUGUAUGAAUGAACAAAGCUGUGCUCAGGUAGGAUUCUAAACGGUUGUUCAAGAGAAAAACAUCUAAUCAAUAGUUUCAUCAUACCAUUUGUGACAGAGCCAAGACUCUGGAUUAAUGUAUAUUGAAAUACAGUAUUCUUUGUUCACAGCAUAGAUUGUUUCAUUGCAACUUAGAAGAGCCAAAGACAUAUUCAUGUCAAGCACUUAUUUAGUGAAAACACCUUUUCUGUACUGAAAUACCAUGUAGGUCACAUUUAAUGCCCUUUAUGCAUUGUGCUUUAACUACCAUCAACCUAUUCUGUAUUUUGCAUGUCUUAUGCUCUUUUAAAAAAAAUUUCAUCACCUCUGUGAUUUUGACCUUUUGCUCCACAUAGUUGUUUUCUCCCCUAACAGUUCCGUUUUGCACUCUUUCACAUUAGAUUAUUGUUUGGACCAGUUUUAUCUUGUGUAUUACUACUUGUAAUGUGCAGUUUACACCCCUCUCCACAAUUUGUGGCACCCAUAUUGCCAAAUAUUACAAUGAGAUGGAGUUGAAUGCUAGAUACAGAUAGAUACUCAUGCAUUUGUAUAAUUUAUAAGGAUAUAUUUUGUGUAUUGAAGUGGAGACCUGUUUAUGAAAUAUGAUCUUUGGACGUGACUCUUCUCUCUGUGUAAAGUUACAUUUUGGCGUAAGAAGUUGCCAUACAUUUUUCUAUCGUCUGACAUAAUCACCCCUCCCUAGUCAAUUACUUGUCCACACCACAAAUUAAUGAUAAAAUACGUGAUUGUAGUUUGAUUCCAUUGAUGUACAUUUUCAAUAAAAUUAUGAAGAUAAA
Messenger RNA from Coregonus clupeaformis (lake whitefish), 3127 nucleotides. Its product is annotated as septin-6. The transcript has 10 exons. Lineage: Eukaryota; Metazoa; Chordata; Actinopteri; Salmoniformes; Salmonidae. The record is from RefSeq and is a predicted model, not a curated record. Gene Ontology annotation, cellular component: septin ring; septin complex; microtubule cytoskeleton. The coding region runs from base 51 to 1355 and encodes 434 amino acids. Gene Ontology annotation, biological process: cytoskeleton-dependent cytokinesis; cilium assembly. Gene Ontology annotation, molecular function: GTPase activity; molecular adaptor activity; GTP binding.